AUGGGCCAAAGCAGCUUCACUUGGGACAUGCAGUUGCCGUCCAACAGCCGCACGUUCAUGCACCAGGUGGCUCGCAAUUUCGCCUCACGUGUUGAAGCAUUAGGCUUCGAGCAAGUCGAGUGGUGGAAUGGUCGGGAAUGGAGCAAGCAAAGCCGUCAGUAUCACAUCGUUCAUGACCCGGUCUAUGAGAAGUAUCACAUGAAGAUUCGCGUGCGGUGGCUUGACAGGCUGCCACCCGAGGAGGAUUCUUCCGCUCCCAGGCGUCAAGUCACUCCACAACCAGGCUUUGCAACUCCAAGUGCAGAGCAGGGUGUGGUCGAGCAGGUCUCGAACUGGCUGGAAAUGCAGAGGCAGAUGCUAGAGCAACAGCUACGCCCCGACCAGGUCCCGCCUUCUGCUGACGCUCACAACACAACUGCCACCCUGUAA
Messenger RNA from Symbiodinium pilosum, 429 nucleotides. Lineage: Eukaryota; Dinophyceae; Suessiales; Symbiodiniaceae. The record is from the annotation of a GenBank genome assembly.